AUGGCGACCGUAGACAAUGUACUAGUACGUGAUGUGCUGAAAAUGGAGCGAAUCGGGGCACAUUCUCAUAUUCGUGGCCUUGGAUUAUCUCCAAAUUUGGAACCGGAACGAGUUUCUGAGGGUAUGGUCGGUCAGAUGGAAGCACGACGGGCUGCUGGGAUUGUUGUGAAAAUGAUUCAGGAUGGGAAAAUCUCAGGUCGAGCGGUGUUAUUAACAGGUGAACCUGGUACUGGAAAAACAGCCAUUGCAAUGGGUUUGUCACAAGCCCUUGGUGAAGACACGCCAUUUGUAUCGAUAACUGCUUCCGAAGUAUUCUCGAUGGAAAUGAGCAAGACUGAGGCAUUAAUGCAAGCUUUUCGAAAGGCUAUAGGUGUGCGAAUCAAGGAAGAAACUGAGGUAUUGGAAGGUGAAGUGGUAAGCAUUGAAAUUGAUCGACCAGCAACUGGUGGUGGUGCAAAAGUGGGCAGGCUUACAAUGAAGACAACCGAUAUGGAGACAAUUUACGAUCUUGGCAACAAAAUGAUUGAAGCAUGUAUAAAACAGAAAGUCGCGGCUGGCGAUGUAGUGCAAAUUGAUAAAGCUUCAGGUCGUAUAACAAAGAUUGGUAGAUCAUUUUCACGCACUUAUGACUACGAUGCUUUGGGUCCGCAAACGAAAUCUGUACGGUGUCCUGAAGGUGAAAUCCAAAAACGCAAAGAAACUGUUCAUACAAUUGCAUUACACGAAAUUGAUGUAAUAAAUUCACGAACGCAGGGGUUCUUGGCCUUAUUUUCAGGGGACACUGGCGAAAUAAAAAAUGAAGUGAGAGAACAAAUUAACAAGAAGGUAGUCGAAUGGCGGGAGGAAAAUAAAGCAGAUGUUAUUCCUGGUGUUUUGUUUAUUGAUGAAGCACACAUGCUAGAUUUGGAAUGCUUUUCAUUCUUGAACAGGGCCAUUGAAUCCGAUCUUUCUCCCAUUCUUGUAAUAGCAACCAAUAAAGGACAUGAAUAUAUUCGUGGAACACAAAUCAAAAGUCCUCAUGGAAUUCCAAUUGAUCUUUUAGAUAGAUCAUUAAUAAUCCGAACAAAACCGUAUUCGAGCAAGGAUAUUGAAGAUAUUUUGCGCAUCCGUGCACAAGAAGAAUCUGUGGAAAUGGAAGCAGAUGCGUUUGGCAUAUUAACCUUACUGGCUGGUAAAACCUCGUUGCGAUAUGCUAUGCAACUGAUUUCAACUGGGAAUAUUUUACGUGAACGAAGACGUGGUGAAAAGGUGUCACCGGCAGAUCUCAAACGAGCUUAUUCUUUAUUUAUGGAUCAUAAAAGGAGCGAAAAGUUCUUGAACGAUUAUCAGAAACACUUCAUCAACGACUAA
Molecule: messenger RNA, 1350 nt
Organism: Brugia malayi
Lineage: Eukaryota; Metazoa; Nematoda; Chromadorea; Rhabditida; Onchocercidae
Gene: Bma-ruvb-2
Product: RuvB-like 2, putative
Exons: 8
Coding region: 1-1350 (449 amino acids)
Biological process (GO): regulation of transcription by RNA polymerase II; box C/D snoRNP assembly; chromatin remodeling
Cellular component (GO): Ino80 complex; Swr1 complex; NuA4 histone acetyltransferase complex
Molecular function (GO): ATP binding; DNA helicase activity; ATP hydrolysis activity
Source: RefSeq, a predicted model, not a curated record